Messenger RNA from Aureobasidium melanogenum CBS 110374, 216 nucleotides. RefSeq lists its product as uncharacterized. Bases 1 to 216 code for a protein of 71 amino acids. The record is from RefSeq and is a predicted model, not a curated record. NCBI's taxonomy places the organism in Eukaryota, Fungi, Ascomycota, Dothideomycetes, Dothideales, Saccotheciaceae. The transcript is spliced from 2 exons.
AUGGCCUAUGACGGGGUUGAAUUUGCCAACGACAUCAGCCCUUCUCUCGUGACGAUCUCCAUCAUCAUCGUCAUGGUCAUCAUCGUCAUCAUCGUCUCCACCAUCAUUAUCGUCAUGAUGGUGUCAUUGAUCAUGAUGAGCAUCAUCAUCGUCACCAGCAACAACAACAACAACAACAUCAUCAUCAUCAUCAUCAUCACGAUCAGGAAUACCUGA